Hydatigera taeniaeformis is the source of this 1434-nucleotide messenger RNA. NCBI's taxonomy places the organism in Eukaryota, Metazoa, Platyhelminthes, Cestoda, Cyclophyllidea, Taeniidae. The record is from the annotation of a GenBank genome assembly.
AUGGCUAUGGAGAGGGAACUUCGACGACAAUCACAAUUCAGCUCAAUUACCAUGGGCUCAACUGUGCGUCUCGUGACAAGUGUACAGUACAAAUACGAAGGCGUUGUUAUUGCCCUUAAUUCAGCCGAUAUGACCAUCACACUUAAAAAUGUCAAGUUUAUGGGAAAAGAAGGUCAACCUAACGAAUCUCCUGCAGAUAAAGAGGAAACGCCUAAGUUUCCCUCAAUUGGAACUCGUUUUGAGUCGAUUACCUUUUGGGUGUCAAAUAUUAAGAAGAUAUCCGUCCUUAACGAGGCCAAAGUGAAUAGUGAAAUUGGGGAUGUUGCAGUUAAAGAGACCAGUGGUGCUGAGAAGAAUACUUCGCCUGUUAAACCCAUAAUCGUAAACCGCGAUUCAGCAGCAGCAGCAGCAGCAGCUGUAGCUCCAAGCGUCCCGGCCCAAGAUAGUAACAAGGAAAGAAGGUCAAAUCGUAAGCCACCGCCGCCCGCAGGUAAUCCCCGCCGUGGUAGAAAUACUGAACCUCCACGUCAAGCCUACAUAGUCUAUAAUACAGCUUCAGUCCCAGGACCAGUUCCCACACGUGGCCCAUUCUCUGUUCCAAUUCGAGAGGCACCAAUAGAAAAUCGCUUCACUCGCCGACCUGGUCCUCGCAACAGUAGAAGCCGAGGCCCUUAUACGCAACCUACUAGGAACGGUGGUUUGCUAUUGUACUUGCCGCCCGAUUUAACGUCUUUGUAUCGCUCAAACGGUCUAAACAUAAUACCACAGUCAAAUUUUAAAGGACUACGCAGUAUCGGAAGGCGACGAAAUUAUGAUCGUCGAAGUGGACUCACGCGUGGCAUCUCAAAUCAACAAGCUGACUCAGAGUUCGAUUGCAGCAAACCGUACGAUUUUGAAACUGCCAAUGAGGAGCUCAAAGUAGAGCUUGCAAAAAUAAAUUUGAACUCGGAGUGUGUAGACGGUCAAAAUACCCCAAGUUCAGGUGACGGUCAGGUCGGUAGUCUCUCAACAGGAACUAGUAUUAAUUAUAACGGAAAGGCAUCUGACAGCGGCGCAUCGGGGGACUCCUCUACAGGUAUAGUUAACAAUGGAACGGAAUCUUCGACAAAUAGCGAUGGUAUGCAGAGUUUAUCAAGGGGCGAGUUCUACGUUCGUGAAAAGUGCUUCUUCGACCAGAUAAGCCGCUCCGAGGGUGGCCCUCGAGGACCGGUCGGCAGUGGGAAGAGUGAGCGUGGGCGUCCUAGCCAGGAUAGGAACCGUGGGCAAGGAGGAUUUAAUCGAUAUGGGAGCGCUGGCUCCAUGUCUCAUGCACGGCUUGAACGCCAGUUGAACAUUGAGACCUUUGGCCAGUCGGCAACUCGCAGUAUUUAUAACCAACGGCGACGGCCGACAGGCUACGUAUCCCGUGAUAUUCUCGUGUCAGCUACUGCUUAA